This is a messenger RNA of Pogona vitticeps (central bearded dragon), 1873 nucleotides long. RefSeq names its product ATPase H+ transporting V1 subunit C1 (gene ATP6V1C1). Gene Ontology annotation, molecular function: proton-transporting ATPase activity, rotational mechanism. NCBI's taxonomy places the organism in Eukaryota, Metazoa, Chordata, Lepidosauria, Squamata, Agamidae. Gene Ontology annotation, cellular component: vacuolar proton-transporting V-type ATPase, V1 domain; lysosomal membrane. The record is from RefSeq and is a predicted model, not a curated record. Gene Ontology annotation, biological process: proton transmembrane transport.
UCCUCCUCGCCCGUCCCCGUGAUGCUUGUCACGUGUGUUUUCCAAUUCCGCAGAGCCUGCCGGUCUCCUUCCCCUUCCUCCUUCCCUUGGAUCCCCUUCAUCUUCUUGGGCCCGGCUGGCCAAGGGCUCUUGGCAACCUGCGCGCCGGGAGUAUUUCAUCGCUGUCCUCCCAAAUCAUCAGCAUCAUAGUAAAGCGACAAAAAUGACAGAAUUCUGGCUGAUUUCUGCUCCUGGGGAGAAAACAUGUCAGCAGACAUGGGAGAAGUUGUGUGCUGCAACUAUGAAAAAUAACAAUCUCUCUAGCAAUGCCAAAUUUAAUAUUCCAGAUUUAAAGGUUGGCACCCUUGAUGUUUUAGUUGGUUUGUCUGAUGAGUUGGCUAAACUGGAUGCAUUUGUGGAAGGUGUUGUCAAGAAAGUGGCACAGUAUAUGGCUGAUGUGCUGGAAGACAGCAGAGAUAAAGUUCAGGAAAAUCUUCUGGCCAAUGGAGUUGAUUUGGUCACCUACAUAACAAGGUUCCAGUGGGAUAUGGCGAAGUAUCCAAUCAAGCAAUCUCUUAAAAAUAUUUCUGAAAUAAUUGCCAAGGGAGUGACUCAGAUUGACAAUGAUCUCAAGGCAAGAGCUUCUGCAUACAACAGUCUGAAAGGCAACCUUCAGAACUUGGAAAGAAAGAAUGCGGGGAGUCUACUAACAAGAAGUCUGGCUGAAAUUGUGAAGAAAGAUGACUUUGUACUUGAUUCCGAAUACUUGGUUACUUUGUUAGUGGUUGUACCAAAGUCAAAUUAUAAUGAUUGGAUGAAGCAGUAUGAAACCUUGACCGAUAUGAUAGUUCCACGAUCCAGCAAUGUACUUUCCGAGGACCAGGAUAGUUACCUCUGUAAUGUCACCUUGUUCAAGAAGGCAGUUGAUGAGUUCAGACAUAAAGCCCGGGAAAACAAGUUUAUGGUCCGUGACUUUCAGUACAAUGAAGAAGAAAUGAAGGCAGACAAAGAGGAGAUGAACAGGCUCUCUACUGACAAAAAGAAACAGUUUGGACCUCUAGUUCGGUGGCUGAAAGUGAAUUUCAGUGAAGCUUUUAUUGCAUGGAUUCAUGUGAAAGCACUAAGAGUCUUUGUUGAAUCUGUUCUAAGGUAUGGUUUGCCAGUUAACUUCCAGGCAAUGCUCUUACAGCCCAACAAGAGAACAAUGAAAAAAUUGAGAGAGGUUCUCUAUGAUUUGUACAAGCAUCUUGACAGCAGUGCGGCAGCCAUCAUUGAUGCAACUAUGGAUAUUCCAGGUUUGAAUCUCAGUCAGCAGGAAUACUACCCCUAUGUGUAUUAUAAGAUAGACUGCAACCUGCUCGAAUUCAAGUAGACCGUUCUGGCCCAGACCAUACCCUCCUAGUGUUGGUGUACAAGCAGAAAAGGUUGAAGAUUGGUGAUACUUCCUAACAACUGUCUUGUAAACCUGUGCUUGCUUCUUUUCCCAUUUGCCUAGGACAAUAAUUACCCCUAGUGGUCCAUCUCUUGACAUUUUCUUUUUAAAGAGAAAUGUAAGUAUUGCUUUUAAUUGAUCAGGUCUGUAAAUGUAUAUUGAGAGAAUCAGAGUGUAUUUAUAAAUAGUUCUUUAUUUAAAAGAGGAGGUCAUUCUGCUUUCCUACCAUGGUCUCUUAUCAAUUCCAUUGAUUUUCCUCCAUGAUGACCUUGUUUACAAAGGAAGAACAAGCAUAUGCCAUUUUGUUCACUGUGUUUCAUAGAUAUAUUGUAAACAUUGUUAUUGAAUUGUGUUGUAAAAUAUGUGGAGACUGAUAUUCAGUCGGUGCUUUCUGAAUGUUUUAAAUUUACAUUAAGCACUGGAAACAUUCACAGGAAAAAAUAAAGCACCACUACAACUGUA